Molecule: messenger RNA, 674 nt
Organism: Microtus oregoni (creeping vole)
Lineage: Eukaryota; Metazoa; Chordata; Mammalia; Rodentia; Cricetidae
Gene: Dph3
Product: diphthamide biosynthesis 3
Exons: 3
Coding region: 93-341 (82 amino acids)
Biological process (GO): protein histidyl modification to diphthamide
Molecular function (GO): metal ion binding
Source: RefSeq, a predicted model, not a curated record
GUGAUUGUCCCUGCUGCCGGGUGGGUCGGGACGCCAGACUUUCUGUGCCCCGGCGGAGUUAGGGGCACUGAUGCAGUUUCUGCUCGGUGACCAUGGCGGUGUUUCACGACGAGGUGGAGAUCGAGGACUUUCAAUAUGACGAGGACUCGGAGACUUAUUUCUACCCCUGUCCCUGUGGGGAUAACUUCUCCAUCACCAAGGAAGACUUGGAGAAUGGAGAAGACGUGGCAACGUGUCCUAGCUGCUCUCUCAUUAUAAAAGUGAUUUAUGACAAAGAUCAGUUUAUGUCUGGAGAAACAGUCCCAGCACCUUCAACCAACAAAGAGUUAGUUAAAUGCUAAAGAAGCCCUCAGGGACCCACAUCCUGGGCAGCAGGCAAUGAGCCCAGGUGAACGGAUCAAGCGCUGAGUGAGCCCCCUCUCCACAGGACAACUCUCUGGGGCUUGCUCUUCCGAGGGUGGGCAUCAUCAUCAGCUGCUGAAUUCUUCAUAAGAAAUGAGCCCGUGACGUCAGCCCUGGAUUUCGUGCUUACACGGCAUUAGAAGGAUUCCUGAUUGUCCAUCUGAAUUUAAAGGAAGAGCCUUAUGAUCUGGCACUUUUUCUUUCUCCUGGUUGCACCAUUUGAACAUCUUAAAACUAACUCAUUUUUCUGAAAACAACAUUAUCCACUUCAA